UUUAGUUGUAAAACACUUCAGUAGACGAAACACAAGAGUUACUAGAGAUUGCAAGUUAUAACAAAAUGUGGAAAUAUAGCUUCACGACCAUAAUACUUGGCGCUUUGCUGACGGCGCGCUUGUGCAACGCCGAGUGCAAUGUUUGCAACAACAACGGCGCUGCGUGCAUAUCAAAUACCACCUUUCAACUAUGCUUUAGCGGCGUAGCACAGGGUGCCGUAUAUUCCUGCCCGAAUGCCGGUCAAGUUUGCACCAAUUUGGGUGCGAUUUGUUUCGAUUCCGCCAGCGGUGCAAAUAUUCAAGCCGAUUGUGGCAACACAGAACAAUGUGGACUCUGCACUGGUGUUGCCGAUGGCAGUUACGCAUGCACCAGCCACAACACGUUUGUCAUGUGUCAAGGUGGAGAACCAUCAAGCAUACAUUCCACCUGUCCCAGCGAUGACGUUUGUUUAACUUCCCGUGCGAAUGAUGGUGUCAGUCCUUGCGUCAGUCAGUGUUUGACUAAUAUUGCGGAUAUGUGCGAUAUUAUAUCUCCGGAUGCCACAACUGCCACGCCCACAACGGGAACAACUGAGAGUAGUUCCGGUGUGGAGCCAACCGUGUGCAGUAGUCAAACUGCAGUAGGUCGCUACCCGAAUCCGAAUGACGCCACAUGUCGAACAUAUAUCUACUGCAGUGUACGUUCAAGUGGUAGUUUAGUUGGUAUUCUGAUGACUUGCCCUGGCACAACAUACUUUAAUUCAAGUGCAAUUGAAUGUCAAGCUGCUCUGCCAGCGGGUUGUACUCAGUUAUCAACCCAAGCAAGUUUAACGACACCGUUAGUGUGCCAAAGAGACCAGUUCAACAUGUUUAAAAGUGUGCUUUUCGCCGUGUAUGUUAUCAUACUGACACUCCAGGAAAGCGCCGCGAUUUGUUACAACUGCAAUAGCAAUGGCGUCGCCUGCGCCAGCAACAAAACAUUUCAUCUUUGUUUCGGCGGUUUGCCAAAUUUAGGCGAAGAAUUCAGCUGCCCGAAUGAGGAAGAGGUCUGCACCGCACUGGGUCCAAUUUGUAUGGAUCCCAGCAGCAAUCCCAAUAUAGAAGUCGCCUGCGGCAACACCAAGCAAUGCGGUCAGUGCGCCGAUGUUAUGGAUGGUGGCUUCACCUGCACCAGCCGAACCACAUUCACCAUGUGCAUGGGAUAUGCGCUGACCGAUAUACGCGCAUCCUGUCCCACAGGUCAAGUAUGUCGCACAUCGGUGGCGCAGACCGGUAAAGUGCCAUGCGUAAAUGAAUGCCUAACGAAUUCCAAUGAUAUGUGUGAUGUAAGUGUGGCUGUGGAUGCGCCACCAAGCAGUGAGUCAGCUGAAACAACGGUUAUUAUACAACCCACACCACCAGUGGAUACAACUACAACAACCGCAAUCAUAAAACCUACACCUGGAAUAAACACAACUACAACACAACCAGGGACCAUCGCAGUACCGUCUGCUACUUCUACUACAGUUUCAACAAAUGAUGCAACAAGUGUGGCACCCACGACCAGUCCAUCACCAGUGGAGUUCUGUGCAAGUCAAACACUUGUUGGCCGUUAUUCGAAUCCCGCUGACAACAGUUGUACCACCUACUUGUAUUGCUCAAGCUCGGGUUCUGGCUCGGGCCUUACCGCGCUCAUAAUGCAGUGUCCUGUUGGUCGAUUUUUUAAUGCGGAAUUAAGAAAUUGUCAAACUAUUAAACCAAAUAACUGUGUUUAA
This is a messenger RNA of Bactrocera latifrons, 1733 nucleotides long. RefSeq lists its product as uncharacterized. The coding region runs from base 66 to 1733 and encodes 555 amino acids. The record is from RefSeq and is a predicted model, not a curated record. Gene Ontology annotation, molecular function: chitin binding. Gene Ontology annotation, cellular component: extracellular region. NCBI's taxonomy places the organism in Eukaryota, Metazoa, Arthropoda, Insecta, Diptera, Tephritidae. The transcript is spliced from 8 exons.